Molecule: messenger RNA, 1253 nt
Organism: Diprion similis
Lineage: Eukaryota; Metazoa; Arthropoda; Insecta; Hymenoptera; Diprionidae
Gene: Sdc
Product: syndecan
Exons: 5
Coding region: 175-885 (236 amino acids)
Biological process (GO): cell migration
Cellular component (GO): membrane; cell surface
Source: RefSeq, a predicted model, not a curated record
GACGCGCCCUCAGUGUCGUAGGAUUCAUUGAUCAGUGUGGUGUGUUCGCAUUGUUGCUCUCAAGUUUUGGUGGUUUUUCGGUUGUAUUUGAUUAGUUUUGUAUUUAACGAAAUAAAGUGAAACUCUCGGGCUCAUCCAGGGCCCUCCCCCUCCCUCGCGAAGGAAUAAACAAAAAUGCAGCCAAGGAUAUACCUGUUUCUGGCGUUCGGUGGCGUUAUUUUGUCGGGAUGCAACGCUGCUGCACCAGAGAAGGACCAACAACAGCAGAAUAGCAAAGAAAGGUCGGCGGGGAGCGUGUCGUACAAUUCAUACCCAGACGACGACAUUUACUUGGAGGAUCAGGGGGAAUUUGAAGGAUCAGGACGCGGGGGCGGUGAAGUUCGCGACGACCUCGAAGCUUCCGGAAGUGGCCUUGGUCCUGACGAUGAGGAUGGUGAAGACGGGAGAUCAUUCAUCCCAAGCAGAAAAGAACCAGUGCCAAAGAAGGUCGAAACAAAGGCCCCAUACGUCGAAGAUACUGUCGACAGAACAAAGCAGCCUGUCAUUGAGACAGUAAACAAACCAGAUCCCGGAGUUGAUGUGAAUGAGCCUUUGGGCGAAUACGACCACGACGAAGACACCGGAGACAGUAACGACCCCCUCAUGAAUCCUAAGCAGGAGGACCGUACAAGUUCUUUCUUUGCACAACCUGGCAUCUUGGCCGCUGUUAUCGGAGGUGCAGUCGUUGGACUACUUUGUGCAAUCUUAGUGGUAAUGUUCAUUGUAUACAGGAUGCGUAAGAAGGAUGAAGGAUCUUACGCGCUGGAUGAACCUCGUCGAUCUCCCGCAGCCCAAGCAUAUCCAAAACCCGGAGCGCCACACCAUAACCGAGAGUUUUAUGCUUAGAGCAAUGGUUGUCUAGAAACUGAUUCAUACCCUUCACAGCCUCAAGAUAGAUACUGACUAAUUGGCAAUUACACUUGUCAGUACGAAAAACAAUCUUGACACUGUAUUCAGAAAAAAAUCAUAAUUGGAAAUUCCAAAUUAUUCCAAAGCUCGUUGAGACAGCGCGCUUAUGUUAGGGAUGGACGUGAACAAUUAUAAAUUAAAAUUUCCUUUCAUUUAUGUAAUUACUCUAAAAUUUUUGACGCCUAUUCGAACAAUAAUAGAUUCCACUGGGCAAUGACUACAUUCACGUACAAGCAGUGUUCUAUAUACUUGACGCCAUAUACGAAUUCCUUCUUCAAGAGUAUCAAAUAUUGAAUUCACACAUA